Molecule: messenger RNA, 4473 nt
Organism: Colossoma macropomum (tambaqui)
Lineage: Eukaryota; Metazoa; Chordata; Actinopteri; Characiformes; Serrasalmidae
Gene: emsy
Product: EMSY transcriptional repressor, BRCA2 interacting
Exons: 21
Coding region: 139-3846 (1235 amino acids)
Biological process (GO): regulation of DNA-templated transcription
Cellular component (GO): nucleoplasm
Source: RefSeq, a predicted model, not a curated record
CUGUGGCCGCGGCCCGGCUGUUUUGGAGUCGGUAGCCAUGGCGGAGUGAAGGAGUGGAGGGACGGGAGCUGGAGGAGGUCCUCUGGAAGGUCCAGUAAAGAGUGAACGUUUCUAGCAGAGGUCAGUGUCUCAGAGUGGAUGAUUCAGCAGGAGAAGCCACAGUUGGCUGGCACCAUGCCGGUGGUGUGGCCUACACUCCUCGACCUCAGCAGGGACCAGUGUAAAAGAAUCCUGCGCAAGCUCGAGCUGGAGGCGUACGCGGGAGUGAUCAGCGCCCUCCGCGCUCAGGGGGAUCUAACCAAGGAUAAGAAAGAUCUGCUGGGGGAACUUACCAAAGUCCUAAGCAUCUCGACUGAGCGGCAUCGGGCGGAGGUGCGCAGAGCAGUCAACGAUGAGCGUCUCACUACCAUCGCGUACCAUAUGUCUGGGCCGAACAGCUCUUCGGAGUGGUCUAUUGAGGGGCGCAGGCUGGUCCCUCUGAUGCCCAGGCUGGUGCCUCAGACGGCUUUCACUGUAACAGCCAAUGCAGUGGCCAACGCCACAGCACAUCAGAAUGCCUCACUGCUUCUCCCCGCAGAGACCGGCAACAAGGAAGUGGUGGUAUGUUACUCGUACACCAGCACUACUGCCACGCCCCCCAGCGCCUCUGCCCCCAGCGGCAGCACAGCAGCUGCAGUCAAAUCUCCCCGGCCUGCCAGCCCCGCCUCCAAUGUGGUGGUCCUACCCAGUGGUAGCACUGUCUAUGUAAAGAGUGUGAGUUGCUCUGAUGAGGAUGAAAAGCCUCGUAAACGUCGCCGCACUAACUCCUCUGGCUCCUCCCCUGUGCUGUUGAAGGAGGUGCCUAAAGUGGCCCCGCCCAUCUCAAAGACCAUCACCGUGCCUGUCAGCAGCAGCCCCAAAAUGAGUAAUCUGAUGCAGAGCAUCGCCAACUCUUUGCCCCCCCACAUGUCCCCAGUGAAGAUCACCUUCACCAAGCCCACCACGCAGACCACAAACACCACCACACAGAAGGUAAUUAUCGUAACUACGUCUCCGAGCUCCAAUUUUGUGCCCAACAUCCUCUCUAAGUCACAUAACUACGCAGCCAUGUCUAAGCUGGUCUCCAGCUCCAUGUUGACGUCAACCAAUCAGAAGCAGACCAUGGUGAUAUCAGCAAACACCAGCAAUGCCCCAGGGCCCAGUCCUGUUGCCGUGACAACUGUGGUGUCCUCCACCCCGGCAGUGGUCAUGUCCACCAUGGCACAAACUGGUUCCUCUGCAGCAGUGAAGGUGGCCACAGCAAGACUGCCCUCUCCCAAGGCUCUGGUGGGCUCUCCCUCUCAGAUUCUCCAGUUCCCCAAACAGCAGCAGCAGCAACAACAGCAGCAGCCUCAGCAGUCCCAGUCACCCAAAGGGCUGCAGGGAUCGCCCAUCUCCUCCUCUACUCAGAGCGUCAGCACACCCUCGGGUUCCAAACCCACCAUUCAGAUCAAACAGGAAUCAGGUGUGAAGAUCAUCACACAGCAGAUGCAGCCCAGUAAGAUCUUACCGAAGCCCUCCAGUGCAGCCAUGCCCAGCAGCAGCUCUGCUCCAAUCAUGGUGGUCAGCAGUAAUGGAGCCAUCAUGACUACAAAGCUGGUCUCUACCCCUACAGGGACACAGGCCACGUACACCCGGCCCUCAGUCAGCCCCACUAUCGGAGCCCGAAUGGCCACAUCACCAGCCGGGGCCACCUACGUCAAGACCACCAGUGGCAGCAUCAUUACAGUGGUCCCCAAGUCUUUGGCCACACUGGGGGGAAAGAUCAUCAGCACCAACAUAGUGUCUGGCACCACCACAAAGAUCACCACCAUUCCCAUGACCUCCAAACCCAAUGUCAUCGUGGUUCAGAAAACCACAGGGAAAGGCACCACCAUUCAGGGCUUGCCUGGGAAGAACGUGGUCACCACGCUGUUAAAUGCUGGGGGGGAGAAAGCUCUGCAGGCAGUGCCAGGAGCAAAGCCUGCAAUCAUCACGGCAUCUCGGCCGAUCACGAAGAUGAUAGUAACGCAGCCGAAGAGUCUGGGCUCAGCAGUGCAACCGACCAGCACUACUAAAAUCAUCCCCACCAAGAUCGUCUACGGCCAGCAGGGCAAGACCCAGGUGUUGAUAAAGCCGAAGCCCAUGGCGUUCCAGACGGCCGUGGUGAGCGAGCAGACGAGGCAGCUGGUCACCGAGACACUGCAGCAGGUGUCCCGUGGGGCUGAGGCAGGUGCAGUACCAGGCUCCAGUCAGGAGGGGGCGCUGAAGGAUGACUCUCCUUCUUACAUGGAAAGCAGCCCUGCGUCCUCAGACAGUACACACGAAGCCCAGCCAGUGGUGCACGUCAUCACCUCUAGAGGCCAGGAUUGGGCUGAGCAGGAGGUUGCCGUAGAAGCGAGUCCCACUAUCAUUUACCAGGAUGUGAGCGGAGAGGCUCAGUCGGCAACGUCCACCAUUAAAGCCCUGUUGGAGCUGCAGCAGACCACAGCAAAGGAGAAGGGUGAAGCCAAACCCAGACAGCACACCAUUGAUCUGAGUCAGAUGGCAGUGCCCAUCCAGAUGGCCUCAGAAAGGAGGCAGUCACCCGAGCCCUCAGGCCAGGCUGCAGGUGAACCCGAAACUCCAGCAGAGUGCAGCACUAUAGGUAAAUCAGUGAAGACUGCAGGAGGAAGUGAAGUGUCUGCAUCCAGCAGCCAGUCAUCAGCUCUCUCCUCCACAGUGAAAAGCUCCAGCGCUGCUCCUUCCACCAGCACUACCACACACAGCGCUCAGGCGGUUGCAUCUCCAGUGCAGGCCAGGCCGCUGGAGGAGCAGGCUGUAGUGGAGGAGGGCGAGUUGGAGGGCGACACGCUGGACCCUCAGACCGGACUCUUCUACAGAUCAGCCCAGCCCCCACCUCCCCCCUUGCAGCAGCACCGCACCCAACCUCAUGCCCUCAGCAAGCCUCCCGCUGCCCUACCCACACCCAGCAAAGCCGCCCCAGGCCCAGCUGAAGCAGCUCCGGCCUCCAAGAGACCAGAGCAGGCCAGCCCACGACCCCCUGCUCCAGCAGCGGCUGCAAAACCUUCCGUCUCUCCCUCUCCCUCUUCCUCUGCCUCCUCUGGAGCUGCAGCGCAGCCAACCCUGCACACCCUGCCCACCAAACCCCCCCACACUCCACAGCUGCCCAAACUGCAGCAGGCACCAAGCUCACACAACCGGCCCAACACACACACGCAGCUGUCCCAGCCACCGCCGUUGCAGGCCCACCACCCUGUAAGCUUGGACAAGACAGCCAGCAGUAGCAGCCAGGUGCAGCAGCCGAUCAUCACGCAGGGCGCUGCGGUCACCAAGAUCACAUUCGGAAGUCACCAGUGUCCACCCGUGUCCAGCAGCGGCGAGGCAGCGGCUAAGCUUCAAGCGGAGUCAAGCUCAGGCCUGGGUGCGGCCGAGAAACCGUCCGUGUCAGACAUCCUGAAGAUUUCAAUGAUGGAGGCCGAGAUUGACCCGAGUGCAGAGUCCAUGGUGGUCGACUCAUCCAGCGACUGCAGCCCCUUUACCAAAACGGCGUCAGCCUCCCCCCUCAUCAGCAGCUCCAAACACACACACUCUCACACGCACGGUGCCUUCGGUCGGCUCCAGAAGAGCAAAGACCUGGACGUGAUACAGGUGAUCCCCCAGUACUCCAUCAUGCCGGACUCGAGUCAGUCGAAUGUGGUGGUGGAGCCCAGUGGCUUUCUGGAGAUCACCGACUACACCAGCCAGCGCCUAGAUGAGGAGGCCGCCAUGGAGCAGGAAGUGGACAGCAGCAACGACGAGGGGGCUGCAGCCAGCCCUAUGGAGGCCUGCGCUGACCAGUCACAGUGAGCGGGAGGGCACAUUCAGAACUGCUCCCUAUCAGACUGACCAUGAACACUGCUGAGAAGGAGCAGCACAGCAGCCUGUGCUCAGAUCACGCUGUUGUCCUAAGGAGAACUGAAGUAAUCAGUCUAAAGGAGCACAUAGUGUGUGGACCCCAAACUCUGGAUGAAAAAGAAGAAAUAAGUAUCUUACAGUUGGCUUGAACAGCAAGACUGUUCUCUUCUCAACACAUUUCAGCUGAUUGUGUUUUUUCAUAGGACAGUUCGCUGAACUGAAGCUACUAUUUGUGAAAUUGUAAGCAAAACGAUGAGGACUUUUUGGAUGUGUUUACUUAACAUCCUGCAUUGUCUCAAGGCGAGAGCGUGCUAAUUGGAUUCUGGGGACGAUAACUGUGGAGGAAGAGCGCAGGAUUUUGGUUCCGAUCCGGUUAGGUUUCAUUUUUAAAGCCCCAGGGAACCGUGUUUUCUUUCUAAUUAAGUAAAUCAUGCUCUUGUAGGCAAACAGUAUAUUUGUACAAAGUAUGCCUUGUGAAUAAUGUUCCAGUAUACAACAACUGACCGUUUUUUCCGAUUCGGUCAGUUGUGUGUAUAAUAACACACACACACACACACACACACACACACACACACACAC